This is a messenger RNA of Eimeria maxima, 450 nucleotides long. Its product is annotated as CHCH domain-containing protein, putative. The record is from RefSeq and is a predicted model, not a curated record. Gene Ontology annotation, biological process: mitochondrion organization. NCBI's taxonomy places the organism in Eukaryota, Apicomplexa, Conoidasida, Eucoccidiorida, Eimeriidae. Gene Ontology annotation, cellular component: nucleus; mitochondrion. The transcript has 3 exons. Bases 1 to 450 code for a protein of 149 amino acids.
AUGCCUAGACAACGUGGCGGUUCUGGCCCGCGCCGAUCUUCCUCUGGUGGUGGCUUCUUUGGGGGAUCCCGUUCUGCUGCGCCAGCCCCCGUUGCUGCUCCCCCAAGCCCUCCCCCCAUGACUGGGGGAAGCGGCGGCGGUGGCGGGUUUGUGGCCAACAUGGUCGGGAACGUUGCGAGUGGAAUGGCGUCGGGGGUGGGUUUUGGCGUAGCGCAACGAGCUGUGGACGCAGUUAUGGGGCCGCGUUCUAUGGAGGUUGUGCAUACGAACAACAACGCACCCGUCACCACUGCACAGCCGCAAAUGUUGCAGCAGGGCUUGCAGCAAAACCCUUGUGCAGCGUAUCAGGAGGAGCUUAACCAAUGCAUGGCUCGCCACACCGACAUCACGCUGUGCCAGAACUACUUGGACAAUCUGAAGGCGUGCCAGAUGACCAUGAACAGGAGCUAA